This is a messenger RNA of Cucurbita pepo subsp. pepo (vegetable marrow), 1444 nucleotides long. Its product is annotated as E3 ubiquitin-protein ligase DIS1. Lineage: Eukaryota; Viridiplantae; Streptophyta; Magnoliopsida; Cucurbitales; Cucurbitaceae. Gene Ontology annotation, molecular function: protein binding; zinc ion binding; ubiquitin protein ligase activity. Gene Ontology annotation, cellular component: cytoplasm. The record is from RefSeq and is a predicted model, not a curated record. Gene Ontology annotation, biological process: ubiquitin-dependent protein catabolic process; multicellular organism development.
UAUGGAAGAAGAGUAUGGAUGGGACAAGGUCCACAGUCUUUUCAUACCUUUACUUUUUGUACUUUCUCCAGAAAUUUCUCUCUGUAAUCCUCUGGUUCUCUGUCGAACAACGGCUUCAUUUUGAAAUUUUGUCUUUGAGCUACCAACUUUUCGGUGUUCGUAUUUCUCUGAUGCGGUUUUUGAGUUUCAAUUUUCACACCCACCAGAACGAUACUCAUUUCAAGGGUUUCCGUGCUUUUUAAUCACUCCUUCGUUGCGAUUCUAGGCAGCAUAAAACUGUCUUCUUAAGGAUGGCAUCUGGAAAUCCUUGUUUUGAUGAUGUGCGGAGCAAACCAGAGGUUAUUGAUCCUCCACAAAAUCAAGAUAUGAUGGACAUCAGGGAAGCUGUGGAUGGUCCAACUCAAAAUGAACUUAAACCUAAUGUUGCUGUUUCCAGCAGUGUUCGCCAGCUUUUGGAAUGCCCAGUGUGUUUGAAUGCAAUGUACCCUCCAAUACAUCAGUGUUCAAAUGGUCACACACUGUGUUCGGAUUGCAAGCCUAGGGUGCACAAUCGGUGCCCUACGUGCAGGCACGAACUUGGCAAUAUUCGAUGCCUUGCAUUGGAGAAGGUGGCUGCAUCGCUAGAACUUCCAUGUAAAUAUCAGAGCUAUGGUUGCAUUGGCAUAUAUCCUUAUUACAGCAAGGUCAAACAUGAAUCCCAAUGUAUUUACAGACCUUAUAGUUGUCCAUACGCUGGAUCAGAAUGUUUGGUCGUUGGUGAUAUACCCUAUUUGGUGGCCCAUCUCAAAGAUGAUCAUAAAGUAGACAUGCACAGUGGAAGCACAUUCAACCAUCGAUACGUAAAAUCAAACCCUCAAGAAGUCGAAAACGCAACGUGGAUGCUAACGGUUUUCAGUUGCUUUGGUCAUUACUUUUGCCUGCAUUUCGAAGCUUUCCAGCUCGGAAUGGCUCCAGCAUACAUAGCAUUCUUGCGGUUCAUGGGCGAUGACGACGAUGCAAAGAACUACAGCUAUAGUCUCGAAGUGGGUGGAAAUGGGAGGAAGAUAGUAUGGCAAGGGGUGCCCAGAAGCAUCAGGGACAGCCAUCGAAAAGUUCGGGAUAGUUUCGACGGGCUCAUUAUCCAAUGUAACAUGGCUCUCUUCUUCUCUGGUGGAGACCGUAAGGAACUGAAGCUUAGGGUGACUGGUAGAAUUUGGAAAGAACAGGAGACUGGGAGAACAGCUUAUGAUGAAACUUUCAGUUCAAAUCCUAUCUUCUUGUCCAGUAGUCGGUUUCCUUUUUGUAGAGUAAAUGAGGCUUUCUAAAUCAUGAGUUUCUUUUUAAAUUAAGAAGCAAACACUCCUUGCUGCUGCUCUUGCAUCAAACCAUGAUUUAGAAAAGAACUUGUAGAACUGGAACCUAUUCCACAUUUCAGUUAGGACGCAGCCAUUUCUUGACUUUACCA